Molecule: messenger RNA, 918 nt
Organism: Physeter macrocephalus (sperm whale)
Lineage: Eukaryota; Metazoa; Chordata; Mammalia; Artiodactyla; Physeteridae
Product: collagen alpha-1(I) chain
Exons: 4
Coding region: 1-918 (305 amino acids)
Biological process (GO): establishment of mitotic spindle orientation
Cellular component (GO): cell cortex
Molecular function (GO): G-protein alpha-subunit binding; GDP-dissociation inhibitor activity
Source: RefSeq, a predicted model, not a curated record
AUGCCAGGGAGACAGGCCCCCGGGGAGACCGGGGCCGGCGCCCUCGCCCUCGCCCAGACCCCCGUCUCAGCCCGCCUCCUGCAGGGCCCACCUCCAGCUCUCCUGGAGCGUCCCUGGGUCGAGCAGCAGCCCCACGGCCCCCAGGCGGCCCGGCGCCUCACCCAGCCCCCGGUCCCGCCCGCUGAGCGUGGGGAGGCCGCCGGGCCCCGCCCCUCGGUACAGCCCGGGGCGCUCUGGGCGGAGGGGCCCCCGAGGAGGAGCUCUGGUGCCGUGACGAGGCUGCUGGAAGGCGUGGAGUGCAGUGUGGGGCAGCCCCCGAGCGGGGCACGGGGAACCCCAGGCCUCCCUACCGAGCCUGCCAUCCUGCAGCCUCUCUUGGGCUACGCCGGCUCCCGGCCCCCGACCCGAUGGGGCCCUGGGGGGCUUGGCACCACCCGCUCAGGGAGCUGCGGCCCCGCCCUGUCCCUGGGGCUCCUGAACACACCGCGGUCUGGCGGCCUCAGGAGCAGGCCUGGGAGGCCACCCCAGCAGCUCGCCCGCCGGGUAGGCGGUUCGCGGGGUCAGGGCUCCCAGCUGCGCCCCGGAGCCGAUUCCCAGGGAGGCCCUCCUGAGCUGGCACUGCCGCCGAGUUGUCCCCAGGGCCGCCCUGGGCUGGGCCCUCCAAGGCCUGGGGAAGCGAGGCCGCCGACCCGCGUGUCCAUGCCUGCCCAGUCCUCCAGGAUCGACGACCAGCGCUGCCCGCCGCCGGACGUGCUGCCCCGCGGCCCCACCAUGCCCGACGAGGACUUCUUCAGCCUCAUCCAGAGGGUCCAGGCCAAGCGGAUGGACGAGCAGCGGGUGGACCUCGCUGGGAGCCCGGAGCAGGAGGUGGGCGGACCCCCCGAGCCCCGGCAGCAGUGCCAGCCCGGCGCCAGCUAA